Messenger RNA from Manihot esculenta (cassava), 808 nucleotides. Its product is annotated as probable calcium-binding protein CML13. NCBI's taxonomy places the organism in Eukaryota, Viridiplantae, Streptophyta, Magnoliopsida, Malpighiales, Euphorbiaceae. The coding region runs from base 106 to 549 and encodes 147 amino acids. The transcript has a single exon. The record is from RefSeq and is a predicted model, not a curated record. Gene Ontology annotation, cellular component: myosin II complex. Gene Ontology annotation, molecular function: calcium ion binding.
AAAAUUUACAGAGACAACGUGCGCUCCCAUUUCCAGACAUACGCAGAAGGAUUGGGAGAUCAUAUUGUGGGGAAAGAUAGACACGACCGGAAACCGAACUGGAAAAUGGGCAAGGAUCUGACCGAUGAACAGGUCUCCUCGAUGAAAGAGGCCUUCACGCUCUUCGACAGCGAUUCUGACGCCAAGAUCGCCCCUUCCGAAUUGGGGGUCCUAAUGCGUUCUCUCGGGGGCAACCCCACCCAGGCCCAACUCAAGGCCAUUGUCGCCGAGGAAAAACUAAGCUCUCCUUUCGAUUUUCCCAGAUUCCUCCAAAUCAUGGCCAAGCACAUGAAAACGGAACCCUUCGAUCGCCAGCUCCGCGAUGCCUUCAAGGUACUCGACAAGGACAACACUGGGUUCGUUUCCGUUACGGAUCUGCGCCAUAUUUUGACUAAUAUUGGAGAGAAGCUCGAGCCAGCGGAGUUCGAUGAAUGGAUCGGGGGAGUGGAGGUGGGGCCGGAUGGCAGAAUCCGCUACGAGGAUUUCAUUGCUAAGAUGGUGGCCAAGUGAAGUAAGGUCGAUUAAGAAUUUGCGAGUGUUUGUUUCUGUUUUUGACCUUUUUACAUUUUCAUAAGUACUUUGGGUAAGCUUUGUCUCUCUUUUUUAUUUUUUGGGUUGGGGGCUAGGGUUUCUUUGGGUAUUGAUUGUGAUGGAUGAUGAUGGUGUUCUUCUAAUUAUGCAAGUAUUGGUAAGUUUUCAUUGAAGAUUUUGGGGCUUUCUGUAUGUGUUCAAGUGUUUAUAUUGGGCAGCUAAUGUAUUGAAAUUUUUA